Brassica oleracea var. oleracea is the source of this 2637-nucleotide messenger RNA. RefSeq names its product subtilisin-like protease SBT5.3. Gene Ontology annotation, molecular function: serine-type endopeptidase activity. The transcript is spliced from 9 exons. The coding region runs from base 51 to 2423 and encodes 790 amino acids. The record is from RefSeq and is a predicted model, not a curated record. NCBI's taxonomy places the organism in Eukaryota, Viridiplantae, Streptophyta, Magnoliopsida, Brassicales, Brassicaceae. Gene Ontology annotation, biological process: proteolysis.
CCUAUAAACCAUUAGGUCUACAACAUUCCACCAAAAAAAAGCUCAAGGCCAUGAAGCUAACUUCUCUCGUCCCUCUCCUUUUUCUUGUCCCCCUCUUAACUUCUUGCUCUGAACAAAAACAGGUGUAUAUUGUCUAUUUUGGAGAACAUAAAGGUGAUAAAGCUUUACACGAAAUUGAAGAACACCAUCAUUCUUAUCUUCAAUCGGUUAAAGAAUCCGAAGAAGAAGCCAAAUCAUCGCUAUUGUAUAGCUACAAACAUAGCAUCAAUGGCUUUGCAGCUGAGCUAACUCCUGAUGAAGCCUCUAAACUAGAAAAAAUGGAAGAGGUUAUUUCCGUAAUCGAGAGCCACCCAAGAAAAUAUGAAACGCAUACUACACGGUCAUGGGAGUUUGUAGGACUGAAGGAGGAGGAAACCGAUGGAGAUGAGGUUCAACGCCCCAAAAACGAUGUGGACGAUCGGUUUCGCGUUGGAAGAAAGUUCUUGAAGCAGGCAAAACAUGGAAAUGGAAUCAUCGUCGGUGUCCUCGACAGUGGGGUGUGGCCAGAAUCAAAGAGUUUCAGUGACAAAGGAAUGGGACCCGUUCCAGAAUCAUGGAAAGGAAUCUGCCAAACCGGAAUUGCCUUUAACUCUUCUCACUGCAACCGGAAAAUUAUUGGAGCAAGGUAUUACGUGAAAGGGUACGAAAAAUAUUACGGAGCGUUCAACGUUACAGCAAACAGAGACUUCUUGUCUCCACGAGACCCCGACGGACAUGGAUCCCACACAGCCUCUACCGCGGUUGGCCGCAGAGUCAAAGGUGCAUCCGCACUUGGCGGUUUUGCCAUGGGCUCGGCUUCCGGAGGUGCACCGUUAGCUCGUCUAGCCGUCUACAAAGCCUGUUGGGCCAAGCCCAACCAAGAAAAAGUUGACGGAAACGUAUGUCUACAAGAAGACAUGCUUGCCGCGAUUGAUGAUGCGAUCGGUGAUGGGGUUCACGUGAUCAGCGUUUCCAUCGGGACUACGGACCCUUUGCCGUAUUCCCAAGAUGGAAUCGCGAUAGGAGCGUUGCAUGCGGUUAAAAGAAAUAUAGUGGUUGCAGCUAGCGCGGGGAACUCAGGGCCGAAACCGGGGACUUUGUCGAAUCCAGCGCCAUGGAUUAUUACCGUCGGAGCUAGUACUCUUGAUCGGGCUUUCGUAGGCGGUCUUGUACUUGGUAAUGGAUAUACAGUCAAGACGGAGUCGAUAACAGCAUUUAAAAUGGAUAAAUUUGCGCCUCUGGUGUAUGCUGCUAAUGUGGCUGUUCCCGGUAUUGCAUUGAAUAAUACAUCGCAAUGCUUACCGAAUUCACUUAAACCGGAGCUUGUGAAUGGUAAAGUGGUUUUAUGUUUAAGAGGAGCAGGUUCAAGAAUUGGUAAAGGUAUGGAAGUAAAACGAGCCGGAGGAGUUGGUAUGAUUCUGGGGAAUUCUCUAGCUAACGGCAAUGAAAUUCCUUCAGACUCUCACUUUGUUGCCACAGCUGCCGUUACCCCCACCGUGGUCGAAAAAAUUCUCGACUAUAUCAAAAUCGAUAAAAACCCGAUAGCUUUCAUCAAACCAGGGACCACUGUUUACAAAAACCAGCCAGCUCCUUUAAUGACCGGGUUUUCUAGUCGUGGUCCGAAUGUGGUAGAUCCUAAUAUUCUAAAGCCGGAUAUUACUGCACCAGGACUGAAUAUACUAGCUGCGUGGAGCGGAGCUGAUUCACCGAGCAAACUUUGGGUAGAUCAAAGAGUUGCUGAUUAUAAUAUCUACACAGGAACUUCCAUGUCUUGUCCUCAUGUUUCUGGUGCAAUUGCUCUUCUCAAAGCUAUUCAUCCUAAGUGGAGUAGUGCUGCUAUAAGAUCUGCUCUUAUGACCACUGCUUGGAUGACCAAUGAUGAGAAGAAACCGAUCCAAGAUAUUAGUGGUUUACCUGCAAAUCCAUUUGCACUCGGGUCAGGACAUUUCAGACCUACCAAAGCUGCUGAUCCCGGUUUAGUCUAUGAUGCAUCAUACCGAGCUUAUCUUCUCUACGGUUGCUCAGUUGGUUUUACCAAUAUUGACCCGACAUUCAAAUGUCCAAGUAAAAUCCCCCCUGGUUAUAACCUUAAUUAUCCAUCAAUUUCGAUCCCAAAUCUCAAUAGGACGGUGACUGUUAAAAGAACGGUUACAAAUGUUGGGAAUGGUAACUCAACAAGCACAUAUAUAUUCAGUGCUAGAUCGCCAUUGGGAGUCUCUGUUAAGGCUAAACCGAGUGUGUUGUCAUUCAACCGGAUUGGUCAAAAGAAGCGGUUUAAAAUCAUGGUCACGGUACGGAUGGACAAGAUGAAUGUGACUGAAAAGGGUCAGUACCAGUUCGGAUGGUUUAGUUGGACAGAUAAGUACCAUGUUGUGAGGAGUCCGAUUGCCAUUUCCUUAGCUUGAUUGUCGUUUGCCUAUUGGGGUUGUGUAUUGUAUGGGUUUUAGAGGGGUCAAAGUGAAAGAAAUGGGGGACCUUUUUCUAAUUACUCUACGGACUUAUUCAUGUGUUCAAAUUAAAGAAGUGUUCUAAUAGCUUACUUGUUUACUUAUGCUUUGUGAAGGUGGGUGUAAGAAACAACAUUAUAAUUACUUUGAAUUACUUGGAUUGGCCUACGAA